AAUGAAUGAAGAUCCCCGCACGCUGGGGUAAUAGCUUGCAUAUAUAUAAUCGUUCUCCCAGUUAUGCUUACUUGAAAAUUUCCCUUCUUCUCUAUACGCCUUGCUUCUGUUGUGCCUAGUCUCGUUCGCUCACUCCCCAUUCCUACACCGGGCCGGGUACUUGUGUGAUUAUAUAAUAGGCUCAUCUGGCCCCGAAACCUGUCAACGGACACAAAUCGCGAGUAUGACACCUACUGCAUGGGCGGACGAUCCCUUUCGGGGCACCGCGGACGAUGGAUCCCCCGGGGACAUGCAUCUCCAUCUCGAAGGCGAGAGUCCACUACCUCCUCCCGCCCAGUCUAUACCAUUCGAUCAUCACGACCGUCACAUUGUCGACCGGUACCCAGAAUCCGAUGAUGAGCGAAGUGACGACACCAGCUCCAUCUACACCAUCGACACCAGAACCGUCUUCAGUCUAAAUAAUGACUCGGUUGUUACGGGACCAACUGGCUCAGCGCCAUCUUACAAGGGACACGAGAGCGAUGAUGGAAAGGAGACUAUCACUGUCUCUAGCUUCAAUAGCCGAUUAACCGUUGAUUUAAAAGCAACUUCAGAUGCCCCGCGACCCCCUAGCUCGAGCCUAUUCAUCCCGGGCAUCAGUCCAGGGGACGAUGCACCUAGCCUUGCUAUUACACCACGGAUGAAUUCGGCUACGAACUGGGUCAGCGGCUCCGAACAUGCUCCCAGUUUUCUAGACGGCGCGUCAGUCGCCGUUUCGCCUUCUGUCAAAGAAGGCAUUGCCCGCUUCGAGGCUGAACUGGACUCUGAAAACAUGCAAUCUACCUCCGACUCCGAUUCCGGUACUGAUUCGGUUCCUAGCAAUCCCGCGAUUGUUCCAGCUAUUAGCGCAAUGGUCAAUAAAAGGGGCUCGCUAGGUUACACUAUGAUAUACAAAAAAGCCAAUUCAGACAUGCUGAGUUCGCAUCAGUUGAAAGAAAUCUUGGAGCCAAAGAACAUGCGAUAUAUCUGCAACCUCCCUCUUCUAGGCGAUCUAGGGGUUUUGGACUCUCUUAAUGCUCCGGUAGAGACUCAAUCUGAUACAUCUAACCUACGCAAGGACGAAGUCAUCAAUUACUUGUUCGAGAUGAUCACGCCUGUGCUUCAUGAGGCGGCCCCGAAGAUAAAAUGCUCUGUGCGCGGGUCGUCUGUAAUUGAUGCGGCCGCUCUCCGAUUCGGCUUGGAUAAAACAAUCGUUCUUCACCAUCUCGAAAGCGGUGAGCCUAUCAAGUUUGUCUGCUGCGAUGAGACCUUCCCGUCUUUGGACUGGGCCACCGAAACUGUCAAGGCAUUCCUCGAAGGUGCUAGCCCUUGGGCUGAGGCUGGUUUGAAAUUUGAACCUGUCGACCGCAACGAACCUGCCCAUUUCCGGAUUGCCUUUUCUCUUUUUCAUGCAGACCUAGACUGCAGCGUUCUCGCCCAGGCCUUCUUCCCCGCUGCGCCACAGCCGGAAGAUCGCACCUUGUGGGUGUACUUGACGGCCUUCCACCCGCAGUAUCGCAGCCAUCUGGCCGGCUACAUGGGACACGAAGCUGGUCAUAUCGGCGGUUCGAGGCAUUCAUUUGAUGAGUUCAUACCGCAACAUGAUGGCACGCUGCGCGAGUUGGAGUCGGUCACCAUGGGACCCCACAACCCUAAAAGUGUGAUGAAUUACCACGAUGACCCGGCCAACUACAUUGUCCAGCCAUCGGACAUCUGUGACAUGAGGGACAUGAACAGCUAUACUCAACAGGAAUACAAGGGGUACGAGGUCCGCAGAGUCGUGCCAAAGAACGAAGUUUAUGAAUUGAUGCCCUCAUUUGAGUUUGUGAUGAAGUUUCUACGCCGCAAGGCUAGGGAGUCUUAAGAGACUUAGCCUGGGAUGCACUUGUAUGUUGGAGAAACAGAGUAUAUGACGUUAACGAACUGGGUCACGCGAUUAUGUAUUUAAAAAUUCGGACGGUCUUGCAUGGAUAUAGAUUGAUACCCUUGAUGUCAUAGUCUUCGGUGCUAAUUGUGCUCGUAUCGACCUAUCGUCGUCACUUGAGGAGGUGCCCUCAAUCCCAAGUCCCCCUGGGAUGUGUAGAGCUAGUCAGUUUAUGACAAAAUUGUAUAUAACGACGAGCAUCUAUAUUAGUAUCGAGUUAAGCUAAAAGGAAGAAUACACGAUUACCAUAAACAAA
Molecule: messenger RNA, 2198 nt
Organism: Xylaria bambusicola
Lineage: Eukaryota; Fungi; Ascomycota; Sordariomycetes; Xylariales; Xylariaceae
Exons: 1
Coding region: 224-1882 (552 amino acids)
Molecular function (GO): metallopeptidase activity
Source: RefSeq, a predicted model, not a curated record